AUGGCGCAGAAUCAGGACCCGGGAAGGCACAUCAUCAUCGCUGGGGACGCGCCUCAGCGACUAUUCCUCUACCCGUCCGACGCCACAUCAAACUCGGAUUUCUAUGUUCAAAGGCCACAGGCGCAUUGGUUUCGUGUCGGCUCCGAGCUUUUGGCGGAAUAUCUCGAUGAAGGAUUCAAAAAUGUCCAACCUCGCGUCCACAUCCACAAGCCUGAUCCGGGAAGCCUGAAGCAGGACACUAUUCAUUCCAUCAUGGAGUUGGAUGCGCACCUUAUACCACCAAACAAUGCUCGAUCCUUCAAACUACGACGUAUCCAGCAGGUUGAUAUGGAACGACAAUGGCAUUUCCCAUCCCCGCCCCCCGCGGCAUUUGACCCGUCCAACCAGUCGUUCCUCCUUUUCCAAGAGACAAAAACCGAGACGUCAAUCCCUGACGAAAGUGCUGCGCGUGCAAUUUCUCUAUUCCAACAAUGUCGACCCAGUUUUGUUAUUUACCAUAUGGCUCGCCAUCUUUGCAGGGGCCGUGUUUGGGAUCAUGUAAAGCGCGGCCCUCUCGACCAUCCGGCCGUCCAUGAUCCGGAACGUCUCAUCGUUGUGGUAGAGGCCGAGGACUUACGAGCCGAGGGCAUAGAGCUGUCCUACGGACUGUCCUGGGAAAGGACAUGCGAAGACUUUGUUGAGCGGCUCGGAUCGGUAGGGAAACUUGUCUCCUUGGCCACUUGCGCACAUCUUGUCGUCCUGUUUGGCUGCGCUGGUGCCAUAUACCACCGAGGUGCGGCAGUGUCAAGCCCGCAACUCUUCUUCGAUCCUCUCUCCGUGGAAGGCGAGUUCCUUCGAAAGAACUUAGAACACAUUCCUGGUAUCGCAGACGCAUUUGUCGCUGGCUUCACCAAAGGCUUGGUUCAAUCGCGAGAUCAGAGUAUAGCAGAAGGGAUCGAGUUUGGGCUACACGCUGCAAGACGACUUGCCGCAGCUGGGAUAGCCGAGCCAAACAAGGAUGCCCCUUCAUUGGCAACAGUGUACAGGGCUCAACUUGUCAUGCGGGCCAUUGAAGAGAAGGAGAAGAAUGAAUUGGCCAGGUGCACGAUUCCAUCGACCGACAUUGUUCGUGGUGCCAGUCAAGAUUGGUCUCUCCUCGACGACACCAUCGGUGAUCCUGCCGAAGUCGCUCGCAAGAUCCUCAGGGAAGGUCCUUUCUCUCCAGGAAGCCAGGUUCCGCUGGCUCAAUUCAAUCAGCUCUUCUUGUUCGACCGCCAUGAGAUCGAAUCCUUCCGGACGAUCUUCAACUUUCUGAGAGAGUACUUGCUGUCCCCAAUGCCUAGACCUCUCUGUAUUGCCUUGUUUGGUCCGAGGGGAUCAGGCAAGGCCUUUGCUGCUUUACAGGUUGCUGAGGCGGCAUCCAAAGGGCACAAAGUGCGCACUCUUCAGAUUGACCUCUCCCAGUUCAACAGUGCCAGCGAUUUACUGACCGCAUUCCACUCCGUCCGUGAUUUGUCCCUCAGCGGCUUCAUGCCAUUGGUUUACCUCAGUGGAUUUGACCAUAGCUUCGCUGGUUCUCCCCUUGGCUGGCUACCUCAUCUACUCCCUGUUAUGUUCAAUGGAUUCUUUUCUGACAACGGAGUCAGCAGGCCUGUUGGCGCUGCCGUCUUCUUCUUUGGUGCCACGUCUACCAGGACUUACGACGAGUUCCGAAGGCGAGCAGGAGGGGAUCCCAAUGCAGGUUUGAAUACUGGGCCCAAGACAGGGUUGGAUAGAGUCGCCACAAACCAAGCACAAGAGUUCCUUGCCUGUUUACACGGCUUCGGAAACCUAUUAGGUCCCAAUAAGGCUCAGCGUGGAAAUGGAACCGAUCGGCUAUACUCAGUCCGCCGAGCAGCUAUCCUUCGCACUCUACUUGAACGGAGAGAGCCAAAUCUUGUCUCACAAAAUGAAAUCCACAUUGACGACAGCGUUCUCAACGCGCUGUUGCUCGUACCAAUGUAUCGUCAAGGUAUUCGAUCCCUCAAGUCCAUCAUCGACAUGAGCAUGCUCAACGGUCGGUACAACUUUGCAAGAUCCUCGCUUCCACCUCCGGUCCAGUUAGACUUGCAUGUGGACUACAAGAUGUUCAGGCAGUACCUCAAUGGCAUGCCUCUACCAGAACAACUUCGUGAAAAGCUUGCCGAAGCCCUCCACAAUGUCUAUCGCAAGCACAGAGCAAAGACAACAACGGAAGCCAUCGAGUCCUGGAGCGAUCUCGGUGAAGAACUGAGAGAAUCAUCUCGAGCACAUGCUGACUCGAUCCCGUCGAAACUUCGCGAGAUCCAAUGUUUCCUUUCGGAAAAGCAAGAAGGUCGCCGAGCCGUUUCAAACUUCUCGCAGGCGCAAAUCGAUCGGCUGGGAGAGAUUGAACAUGACCGAUGGAAUGCCGAGCGAUUACAGAAUCGAUGGGGAUUGGGAAAGGAGCGCGACAUCAACCAACGGAAGAGUCCUUUCCUCCAACCUUGGAGUGACUUGGAGCCGCACGUGCGUGAGAUUGACUGUGGUAUGGUUGCGAGCUACCCUGAUAUUCUACCGGAGACGUACAAGAUAUACGAGUUUGGACCCAGGGAUACGAAGACACAGUAG
This is a messenger RNA of Fonsecaea nubica, 2607 nucleotides long. RefSeq lists its product as hypothetical. The transcript has a single exon. Bases 1 to 2607 code for a protein of 868 amino acids. Lineage: Eukaryota; Fungi; Ascomycota; Eurotiomycetes; Chaetothyriales; Herpotrichiellaceae. The record is from RefSeq and is a predicted model, not a curated record.